AGGAACCCUACUGUCUGUCAUCUCAUGAACCUCUGUGGAACCAACCAGUGGAGCCUCUCAGGAUGGAUGAUGACUUCUGGGGCCCCACAGGGCCUGUGGCUACAGAGAUGGUUGACAAACACAGGAGUCUGUACCGAGUUCACUUGCCUGUGGCUGGUUCCUACCACUGGCCCAACACAGGUCUCUACUUUGUGGUGAGAGAGCCAGUGACCAUUGAGAUUGAAUUCUGUGCUUGGGACCAGUUCCUGGACCAGAUUGUCCCACAGCACAGCUGGAUGGUUGCGGGGCCUCUUUUUGACAUCAAGGCUGAACCAGGAGCUGUGGCAGCUGUGUACCUCCCUCACUUUAUAGCCUUCCAAG
This is a messenger RNA of Myotis davidii, 360 nucleotides long. Its product is annotated as NACHT, LRR and PYD domains-containing protein 1-like. Gene Ontology annotation, cellular component: canonical inflammasome complex. Lineage: Eukaryota; Metazoa; Chordata; Mammalia; Chiroptera; Vespertilionidae. The transcript has 2 exons. The record is from RefSeq and is a predicted model, not a curated record. The annotation marks the transcript as partial.